Molecule: messenger RNA, 987 nt
Organism: Hansenula anomala
Lineage: Eukaryota; Fungi; Ascomycota; Saccharomycetes; Phaffomycetales; Wickerhamomycetaceae
Product: zinc-binding alcohol dehydrogenase family protein
Exons: 2
Molecular function (GO): oxidoreductase activity, acting on NAD(P)H
Source: RefSeq, a predicted model, not a curated record
UCAGAUUCACAAACUGCAGUUGUGAUAAAUUCAUUUGAUGAAGAUUUCACCAUUGAUUAUAAUUAUCCAAUCCCUGAAUUAGGUGAAUAUGAAAUCUUGAUUGAAAAUAAAUAUAUUGGACUAAAUCCAGUAGAUUGGAAAGGUAAGAAAUAUAAAUUUGGUAUUUAUUCAUUCCCAUGGAUCCAAGGUCGUGAAAGUUCAGGGAUUGUGCAAAAAAUUGGUUCAAAAGUUUCAAAUUUAACAAAAGGUGAUAAAGUUUUCAUUGCAUCAACUUCUUAUAGAGAUUUAAGAACUUCAACUUUCCAAAAUUUUACAAUUUUCGAUUCAAGAUUAGUUUGGAAAUUACCUGAAAAUAUCUCAUUAAAAGAAAGUUGUACAAUUGGUGUUGGUUUGAUUACUGCAGGUUCAGUAUUGGAAGAGUUAAAUGUUAAUUUAUUUGAUCAUGAAGAAUUUGAUAAGGCAAAAUUAUUACAUCAACGUGAAAAUUUGUUAAUUUGGGGUGGUUCAAGUGGUGUUGGUUCUUAUAUUAUUCAAUUAGCUAAAGUUGCAGGUUUCAAAAAAAUUAUAACAGUGGCUACUCUAAAACAUACUGAUUUUUUACACAAGAUUGGUGCGACUCAUGUUUUGGAUAGAUUUAAAUCCAAAGAAGAUUUGAUUAAAGAUUUAAAAGAAAUUGUUCCAGAAGGUUUACAAAUUGGUAUUGAUGUUGUUGGUAAAGAAACUACAGAUACUGUUAUUGAAUUUUUAAAUCCUUCAAAAGAUUUAGAUUCAAAAUUAUUGGAAAAUAUUGAAGUUAAACAAGUUUUAAUUAAAAAAUUCCAUGAAAAUUUAAAAUUUGGUGAGAAUUUGGUUGCAAAGACUUGGGAAUUAUUAUCAAAUGAGCAGAUAAAACCUCAAAAGAAUUUAAAAAUAUAUAAAGGUUUUGAAGGUAUAUUGAAUGGGUUAAAAGAUUUGGAAAAAUUUGGUGCAAGUAAUGAAAAAUAUAUA